GUAUAUAUAGAGCAACUGGGGAUGUUUUAGAGUAGUUGCGCUGUUAGUAGCUUCUUGAGGGGUUCUUUCGGCGCUAGAAGGUCCUUCAACGAUGAUUUUGGCGGCUGUUUGCCUGCUGGCAGUUGGUGCCAGUGCCCAGCUCGGGCCCUCGGGAGUCAUCAGCCCCGAUGGAAACAAUGUACAGUUUUCCCACGACUUCGCUCACGGCAUCAAACUCAUUGGACCCUCCGGCGUCGUAAGCACAGCUGGAAACCUGCAGCUGACCGCCGGGCAGGCCAGGCUCCACAACGCCGUCCGAAGCAAGCGCAGCGCUGUCUUCGGCCCCUCUGGGAUCGUCAUGCCCGACGGGAGGAACGUCCAGUUCACCCCAGCGGAAGCCGACAACAUCGUCACCGUCGGCCCGUCCGGAGUCGUGAGGAAGGAUGGAAACAACAUUCAGCUUGACGGCCACGGAGUCCCCAUCACGAAGCGCAGUCUGCCGAGGGGCGUGUUCGGCUACUCGGGGAUCGUGAUGCCCGACGGGAGGAACGUCCAGUUCACGAGGGAGCAGGCCGAGAACAUCAUCCUCGUCGGGCCUUCGGGAGUGGUCACAAGGGACGGCAAGAACAUCCAGCUGAACGACCAGGGAGUGCCACGGGCGAGGCGCAGCGCUGUCUUCGGCCCCUCUGGGAUCGUCAUGCCCGACGGGAGGAACGUCCAGUUCACCCCAGCGGAAGCCGACAACAUCGUCACCGUCGGCCCGUCCGGCGUCGUGAGGAAGGAUGGAAACAACAUCCAGCUUGACGGCCACGGAGUCCCCAUCACGAAGCGCAGUCUGCAGAGGGGCGUGUUCGGCUACUCCGGUAUCGUGAUGCCCGACGGAAGGAACGUCCAGUUCACGAGGGAGCAGGCCGAGAACAUCCUCCUGGUCGGCCCUUCGGGAGUCGUUACGAAGGACGGCAAGAACAUCCAGCUGAACGACCAGGGUGUUCCGGCUAACUAGGGCGUCGGUGGUUACGCGCUGCAGGUACCAUCAGACUGACUUUUUUUCGUGAAACAACUUGUGAUUGUUAUGACUGCGUCUCUGAGAACUACUGUCAAGGUGCAAUAAAGAUCUAGAGUAAAA
Penaeus vannamei (Pacific white shrimp) is the source of this 1105-nucleotide messenger RNA. Its product is annotated as mesocentin. NCBI's taxonomy places the organism in Eukaryota, Metazoa, Arthropoda, Malacostraca, Decapoda, Penaeidae. Gene Ontology annotation, molecular function: structural constituent of cuticle. The record is from RefSeq and is a predicted model, not a curated record.